AUGUAUUUGUUAAGUUUUAUUGCAUUAUGCUUUCCCAUAUUACAAGCAGUUUUUUCACUUCCGGUUGGUGAACAUAGAGAACCUAAGACUCAUGUUAUACAUUUUGAAGCCAUCAGUAAGAAAAACUCCGAAGGUAGAAGGAUAAUAGCUAUCAACGAUUAUAAAGAAUAUUAUGAGAAGACGUUUGGUCCUCCUAUAAACGUGCGUGCAGGUGAUACCAUUAAUUUAAGUCUUGAAAACAAAAUAUGUUCAGAAGAGGAAGCACAAUUAGCUGAAAACGACCAAUUUUGGCAAGAUUACUGUAACACUGGAUUACAUUUCCAUGGAUUGGUACCAAUAGGCAAUCAGGUAGAUGGUGUACCUGGGUUAACACAACCUCCCAUAAGAACCGGCGAGACCUUUUGGUACAAUUUUACUAUCCCAAAAGAUGUAUGCGGUACUUAUUGGUAUCAUUCUCAUUCUACAGUACAGUACGGUGAUGGCCUCAGAGGAACCUUAGUUGUUGAAUGUGAUGAGUACAAUCUUUUGGUAAAUCGUGUUGUACAAUCCUUAGGAGAAAAAGCUGCUGGCAGCGGAUUGUUGGAAUUGCCGCCCAGAGUAGAUACCAUAAGACAAGAGGGUAUUCAAGAAGAGUACGUAACUUUAAGUGAUUGGUACGAAGAUUGGAAUCUCGAUGUGGUGCGUGAUAAAAUGAUGUUUCCAGGUGGUACUACUGAUCCUCAUAUCGAUGGAUCGUUAAUCAAUGGUUCCGAAGAGGAUCAACUGGAGAUAAGAUUAAAACCCAAUACCAAUGCUGUAGUUUUGAGAUUAGUUAAUGCUGGUAUGGCAGGUACGCAGAUUAUUCAUGCGGAGGGAAAGUACAUGGUGGUCAUGGAGACAGAUGGUAUAUUAGUGAAGCCUUAUGCCGUAGAAACAUUAUCACUAGCGGUGGGACAAAGAUAUACAGUGAUUAUCCCUGUUGACAAUGACUCAAUCAAAAUAAUUAAUGGAUGUAACAAAAUGAUGGGAUACAUCACGAAAGUAUUUUGGAUUGUUAAGGGUCAGCCAACAGGAGAAUUAAGAUUCAACGAAAAUAUCAAAAAUUUGCCAGGUCUUUAUAGGGGUGAGUUGUAUAAAGAAUUAGAACCUCUACCUUCUCCUAAUGGCCAGAAUACCAAAAUCAUAGGAGGUCAAAAAAAUGAUGAUAUACAGCGCAUAACUUUAGAUUACCUAUAUCUUAGGGACGAUGAUGACAUGAGACAAAAAUAUGGUACAGAGAUGUACAAAGUCAACGGUAAGACAAUGCAAGAAUACAUGGAAUCGCCAAUUGAAGUUAAAAAUGGUAAGACCUUAGAAAUUGUCAUUAACGCAUUGGACCACAUGCGUCAUCCGUGGCAUUUGCAUGGUCAUCACUUCCAAUUGGUAUCACUGGGUGAGAAGAGAGAUGGUGUACUAAGACUUGGUGGAGAAGAAGAUGAGGAGAAUAUAAGCGAUGCAGCAAAAAGGUAUAAUGACGAUUUACAAUACUGGAUCGAAUCUGGUAAAACACCGAUGACAAGAGAUAGUUUUAAUAUCGAAGGUGGAUCAUUUGCAGUGAUAAGGAUCGAACCUAAUAGACCUGGUGACUGGUUAUUACACUGCCAUGUGGAGUGGCACGUAGCUAAGGGGCUGGGCGUUGUUAUACGUGAAUUGCCUGAAUUGCCUGAAUUACCUGAACAAUCAGAGCAAUCCGAGCAAUCAGAGCAAUCACAACAGCAAGAGCAGUCGCAGCAAGACAAUGGAACUAGUUCGCAAACUAGUUCAAAUGGUAAGAAUACCGAGGAUUUUUCGACAAGCAAAGUUAAAGUGUUAUCAAUUUACUUUUUAAUCAUGAGUAUUCUCGAUGCGAUCUUGUAUUGGGUCAUUAUAUGA
Messenger RNA from Zygosaccharomyces rouxii, 1890 nucleotides. RefSeq names its product putative oxidoreductase (gene GMC1). Gene Ontology annotation, molecular function: copper ion binding; ferroxidase activity. Bases 1 to 1890 code for a protein of 629 amino acids. The transcript has a single exon. The record is from RefSeq and is a predicted model, not a curated record. Gene Ontology annotation, cellular component: high-affinity iron permease complex. Lineage: Eukaryota; Fungi; Ascomycota; Saccharomycetes; Saccharomycetales; Saccharomycetaceae. Gene Ontology annotation, biological process: reductive iron assimilation; cellular response to iron ion starvation.